Molecule: messenger RNA, 578 nt
Organism: Acanthoscelides obtectus
Lineage: Eukaryota; Metazoa; Arthropoda; Insecta; Coleoptera; Chrysomelidae
Source: the annotation of a GenBank genome assembly
AUUACAAAAAUAUACGAUGCAUAACUAACACGAGCUAAUUUUCAGUGUCUUCGAAACGUGUUAUUUCGUUUUCGGUAAUAGGGGAAUUUUUCAAGGAUGAUAUAUCCCAGCUCCAAUGCGGUGAAAAUGCUUUCGAGAGUGGGAAUGUUCUCAAAAUGCUAUUUGGUGCAGAAGUUUCAGCAGCAGUAUUAAGGGGAGAAGUCGCCGCGAGUAUGAAGAAAAAGUGUUAUACUGUGGAGAUUUCUUAUGAUCUUGAUGAUGGAAUUGUAUCAGCCAAAUGCUCCUGUCCAAGAGGUCUAGCAGUAUGUCACCACAUGGCUGCUCUUUGCAUCCACGCUCACCAUAAUGUUAGCAUGACAGAUAAGACAUGUUUAUGGAAUAAAAGGAAGCCAGCAGAAACUGAACAGGUCACAAAAAUUAGUGAUAUCUACAAACCCAUUUGGGAUUUAAAUCUGCUCAAAGAAAUGCAACCAAAUCUGAGAUUGAAACAUUCAGUCAAUCAGUGGGUGAUACUACUCCUGUAGGAUUUACAUGGUGGUUAAUGCCAGAGCCUUCAGUAGACCUCACGUGGUUACCAG